Coregonus sp. 'balchen' is the source of this 3207-nucleotide messenger RNA. The record is from the annotation of a GenBank genome assembly. NCBI's taxonomy places the organism in Eukaryota, Metazoa, Chordata, Actinopteri, Salmoniformes, Salmonidae.
GGUUUCUAUGACACCAUGGACGCAGGCUACGUGGAUGAGGAGGGUUUCCUGUACAUCAUGUCUCGCUCUGAUGAUGUCAUCAAUGUGGCGGGCCACAGGCUGUCGGCAGGGGCACUGGAAGAGGUAUGAGCGGAGAGACUAAUAGACCCAGAUUGCAUGGAUAUGAAUCCACCUGUUAACAGGUUAUUCCCUUGUGUUGUGGUGUCUGUGUCAGCCACACGGUGGAGACACAUAGCUAAUGACUGGAGUAGAAAUGUCAUUUGGAAAAAGGUUUCUUCAUGUAACCUGACCAGAAAUGUAUUGUAACAUCUCUGAAUGUUCUUGCCUAAACAUCAGACUGUGCCAUGGUUACGCCAUGGAUUUUCAGUCUGAUCGAAGUCGCCCUAAAAAAUACUCAAUAGUCUCUACAAGCCAGAAUGUUGAAUAAAAUGUUAUUUACAGUUACUUUACCGGUUGUACAUGUUGUUGGUCCUUUUGGAGGUGGAGUGGAGAUAGGGUAUCCACAGCAGUGGAGGCUCCUCAGAGGAGGAAGGGGAGGACCAUCCUCCUCAGUGAAUUUCAUAAAACUUUACUAAAUAUAAUCACGUCACCAAAUAAUUGAUUAAAACACACUAUUUUGCAAAGAAGGUCUACAGUAGCCUCAACAGCACUCUGUAGGGUAGCACCAUGGUGUAGCCGGAGGACAGCUAGCUUCCAUCUUCCUCUGAGUACAUUGACUUCAAUACAAAACCUAGGAGGCUCAUGGUUCUCACCUCCUUCCAUAGACUUACACAGUAAUUAUGACAACUUCCGGAGGACGUCCUCCAACCUAUCAGAGCUCUUGCAGCAUGAACUGACAUGUUGUCCACCCAAUCAAAGGAUUAGAGAAUUAAUCUAGUACUGAAAGCAUAAGCUACAGCUAGCUAGCACUGCAGUGCAUACAAUGUGGUGAGUAGUUGACUCGAGAGAAAGAAAAUAGUUGAACAGUUUUGAACAAAUUAAUUUCUUCCUAAAUGAAGGAGAAGCAAGAGAGAAAUAGAGAGAGAGAUUUGUCUUUUUUUUCUCACUUGCUUAGCUAGCAAAUGCAGCUAGCUAGUUUAGCCUACUGAAACACCCUGCUCAAACAGAGGGAUGCUUUGUUAGCUAGCUGGCUAUGACUAUGCAACACAACACUGGAACUCUUCCAAGUCAAGGUAAGCUUUUGGUUUUACUAAUUUAUUGCCACCGGGGCCCGCCGGUGUAACUGCUUACUGACUGUACACUGUAACUUUACUGCAUGAUUGUAGCGGGUUUACUAACGCGUUAGUUCUAUUAGCUAUGCUGACUAUGAUGUUACUUUAGCUAAUAUGGUGACAACGAUGUAGCGGUUUGUCUUCUUUUUUCUUUUUUUUCCUGGUCACAUACAGCUGAUGUGUUGUGCAUUGAAGUCAACAAGCAAAGGUGAAAGGAGGAGACCGCAUAACGUAGAUGCGAGAAGGAAUACAACGUGGCUGAUAUGAAACUGUGUUUACGCGUGAUCGGGGGUGUAUUCAUUCUGCCGAUUCUGUUGAAAAACUGAACAAAAUGGGGAUAAACAUACCUGAAUUUGUCCAAUAGAAACUCUUGUUUGCAACUGUUGGACUAAUGAUUACAAUAUCAGCUGGAUGCAGGCAAGAGUGUGCAAGGUGGUAUUGAAUGUCACUGUCUGUCCAUGUGUGUGCACCUACGUUGUAAACUUUUAUUCAUAGGCGAGGUUGUAGCAACCUAAUGAUGGGAAUAGGGAAAAUUUGAGUAUCAUGUAGUAGCCUAAACCUAUUGCUGUUACAUUUAACUGGGUGAAUGGAAUAUGAAUGACAGUCAUGCAAUAUGCUGUAAUAGAAAUGAGGCCAUGCUCAUGAAAAAAAAUCCUCCUCCCUCGUCUGAAACAGCACUGACCGCCACUGAUCCACAGGAAAGUGUUGUUUUCCCGACUUUUUGCAGUGCCGGUAGGGUCUGUCGCUUGUAUUUUCAAUCUCUUAACGCAUUGCAUAUGAUGCACAAUAUGUAAACAAUAGCCAAAUGUAACUGAACGUAGUCGACCGAAGCACAUUUCCUCACAAUCAGCUGAAAGUGUUUGCCGUUUGGUCUGUGGUUCGGUUAAGCUCUGCCAUAUUGUGCAAGUGUUUGUCAUGUGCGAACGUGGUUUGCAUGUGUUUGAUGCCAUUCCAUUCGCUCCGUUCCAGCCAUUAUUGUGAGCCGUCCUCCCCUCAGCAGCCUCCACAACAGGUAAAAUAAGUUGAAAUGAAGUUUGUUCAACAUUCUGACUUGUAAUGGGAUUGUUUGGGAAUGCUGAGCCUACAUGUUAGAGACGGGUGUGUAAGUAUUUCACCCUCGGAUUCUAAAAGAGGCUAUGUGUGUUCCAGUCUGCUGCACCCUGGGGUGGUGGACUGUGCUGUGGUGGGUCUGGAGGACUCCCUGAAGGGUCACAUCCCCCUGGCUCUGUGUGUCCUCAGAAACGGUAAGAGACACAGUGACCCAGAGAGAUACAGGAUAAAGGUCCAUUUAAUUGAGCAGUUUGGGGAUCCAACAUUCCUGUGACUGUGGGGUUAUAAAAAGUCAAACAUCUGUGAAUGUGGGUCUGUCUCAGACCUACAGAAGAGCCAGGAAGACGUGGUGAAGGAGAUGGUGAGCCUGGUCAGAGAGACCAUUGGACCAGUGGCUGCUUUCAGGAAGGUGCUGAUUGUCAGAGGUCUCCCCAAGACCCGCUCUGGGAAGAUCCCCCGCUCCUCCCUGGCUAACCUGGUCAACGGGAAGUCAUACACGGUAACUCACCACACAUUCACCCACCAUGUCAAUGCUUGUCAAUACUGUACUUGGAUUGAAGCCAAGGCACACUUUGAGAAAUGGCUGCAUAUGAAUGAAUAAGAAGUUGGUUGGUACUGGAAGACAAAGGCGCAAUUAUUCACCAAGAAUAGCACUGGAUUAUUAUUCCUGUACAGCUGCCAAUUAUCUGGCGAGCCGAUGUUGGAUCAAUUUAAUUCAUACCGACAAUUUGAAUAAAAGUUUGAGGAUUAUAUCAAAGAUGAAAUUCACUCAUGAUGUAAUAAGAUUUAAACAGAUCAAAAAUAGAAAUGGAAAAAAAAUGGCUACUACUAGUAGUAUGGAAGGCUGUGUCUGUCUCCACAGAUAUCUCCUACCAUUGAGGACCCAGAUGUGUAUAAGGACAUUGAGAAGAUGGUGAAACAGGAGCUGAGACCCGCUGGACAGUAA